Messenger RNA from Bacidia gigantensis, 1257 nucleotides. RefSeq lists its product as uncharacterized. The transcript has a single exon. Lineage: Eukaryota; Fungi; Ascomycota; Lecanoromycetes; Lecanorales; Ramalinaceae. The record is from RefSeq and is a predicted model, not a curated record. Bases 1 to 1257 code for a protein of 418 amino acids.
AUGUUUGCGCAAAAAAAGGACAAAGAAAAUCCGACCAAACGCUAUUACUGCCGUUUACCCGGGAUCCUAUUGCACGGUUCCGAAAUGGAAUCGAAAUCGCGUACAGGUACAACAAUCUCGUCGUCGCGCACUCGUAUGUUGGGGCCAGAGAUCGAUCCUCGAGUCACGGAACAAGCCUACAACAGAGAAAGUCUUGGACGGGAUUUGAAAGUUUGGGAUUUCGGCCAGUUAAAGUCUGCAAGCAUAGAAACAGGAAACGAAAACGAUGAGAAUACCUCAAUGGAAGGGGCGAAAGCUCCAAAAGAAGAAUCGGGUAAAGCGAAAACGAAAUUGUUUACGCAAACUCAGCCUCCGGCUCAGCUGCCUUCCGGAAGGGAUCUGCUACAGCGAUCGGCAAAUCCAAGUCUAGUUGCACAAAGUAAGCGGCAACUAAUUUCAGAAGAAGAUGUUGCUGCCCGCUCUGGGCGACAACCUAAAAGACAGAGUGAGUCUGUUCUCGAUAAUCCGGUACGAAAGCGACGAAGGGAAGAGUUCAAAGAAAAGGACGAUUUCCUUUUCAAAUCGAUAAUGGGCGAGACGUCUUCCGCGGUCGCGGAAGACGGACCUGAUUAUGAUAUUCGCACAAGAAAGAGCACGCGGCAGCCUCAAGCUGUUUCAAAACAAUCGGUUCCGAAGCACGCUCCCGUAUCGGACACGGUGGAUUACCUGGAUAUGGAUUGGAAGGGUGACGAAGACGAAGAAUACGAAAACGAUAGCUUCGUAGCACCUGAUGAGGAACCCCAGGAAACACUUGUUCGUGUUACUACAUUGCCAGAAGCUGAAUGGAUUCAAAUGAGUGAGCAAGUCGGACAACUUGAAGCGAAAGUAAGGAGCGCAGACGCGUCAAUGCUAGCAGCCGAAGGGAAAUGGGUGAGGAUAACCCGAGUACUGGAAAGAAUACACCACAACAGUGAAAUGACUCUGAGAUUCGCAUUCGAAUUGCUGAAGAAAAGCCACGUAAACCAUGACCAAGCAGAGAAGACACUAAUAGCUUUGAACAAUCGUUUCGUUGGGACAAUCGACACCAUCAAAACGGUCAUGCCUGAGUCGUAUCGUCGUAUCACUACCCAUGCGGAUAACGGAACCGUCGCGCAAUCCUUCAAGGAUUGGGUUGGUGACCGAAGCAAUACUAGCAAACUACUGGAGAGCGGGGAUGUUCAGCUGGACCGAGGAGGCACAGCAGUUACUGAAGAGGAACAGGAAACGGAAGCGGCUUGA